Molecule: messenger RNA, 2172 nt
Organism: Varroa destructor (honeybee mite)
Lineage: Eukaryota; Metazoa; Arthropoda; Arachnida; Mesostigmata; Varroidae
Gene: Sec20
Product: vesicle transport protein Sec20
Biological process (GO): retrograde vesicle-mediated transport, Golgi to endoplasmic reticulum
Cellular component (GO): endoplasmic reticulum; SNARE complex
Molecular function (GO): SNAP receptor activity
Source: RefSeq, a predicted model, not a curated record
ACGAAGUCACUAUUUGCGCACUACUGAUCAAUAACAACGAAAUAACCAGGAAUCGAUUUCUUUUGGACCGUGCCCAAUUACACAAUUUACUACGAAUAGCAUUCCAUUAUUGCUCUGUAUUCGUUGUACCAACGGGUCACACGGCCGGCAUCGGGGCUCUGCAGCAGGCUCCCCGCUGUCAAGGUUACCUAUUUUGGCGGCAAGUCACGACAGAACAGCCUAUGAUUGUGGGCUCCACUCAGCGCACCAGCUUCGUGUUUUCGAAAGUGAGAUUUGCCCCAUCAAUCCACGAAGAGGCAAUGGGAUCAACUAUUUGCGUAUGUAUGAAAGGAAAAUUUAAACACGAAACAUAAGACUUAAAUUUCUGUUCGGAUGUCGGCGGUGGUGAUAUUAUCUUUAGAAUCACAAUUUGAUUGCCUCAAUGGAGCUGAAUAAUCGCGCUCGACAGCAUUGGAUACAGGCACUAUUACAUGGUAGCAUCGAGCAUAUGGCGACGGGAGUCUGGGAGUUGUCUGUGGGCCCCAAUCGAGACACAGCGGCAUUAAGGAGACAGGCAAAAUUCAAGCUCAGCAAUAGUUGCUGCCGGGAUAGCAAAGUACCCACAUCACUACCUCAGCGAACCGCAGGCGCUGCAGUAGCGAAGCAGUACAGUGGUGAUACUGACGUUGAGAAAAUAGGAAGUGUUUUGUCGUACCACAAUUUCGCACUAAGAACACUAACAUGUACUCGACCUGACUCCGACUUUCAUGCCCGUCGAAUGAAUAAGUCUUUUCAGAACAACUGAAACCGGAAACAUCAGUUGACGAGUUCGUCAUGGCAUCCCCAGUCGGGCUGCAAAAGAAGCUGGUCUCGGUCGAUGUCCGAGUGAAAAAAUUAACCCUUGAUGUCAAAAGGUGUGAUAAAGCUAAUGUUUUGGCUUUACGGACCCGGGAGGCAUCUGAAUCAUUGCUAGAAAUGGCGUCGAUGAUACGUGAGGUCGAAACACUGGCCAGGGCAGCGGGUAGAAACGAAAGGGAUGACAUGAACAACUUGGUUGAGACCUACUGGACAAUGAUGCGCGAAAACCAGACUGCACUGCGAAAGGCCAUCGUGGGUGCCCAACACUCGAUUGAUCGACUCCAUCGAACUGAGCUGUUCCGCAGUGAAGAAAGGAGUAUAGAAAACGAACAGGGCAAAUCGGCCGGAAUCCGGCGCAGGGGCAAAAUGGAGAAAGAAUCACUUGUAAGACACUCGGCCAGUGUCACGGAUAGCUUGCUAGGCAUCUCACGUGCGAUGAAUGAUCAGGUAACAUCUUCGAGCGCCACUAUCGAACAUCUGGUGGACAGUUCGGCAACAAUUAUCGAAAGCGGUCAGGAAGCUACCAAAAUGAACCAAGAAAUUCAGCACUCAUCAAAACUUCUGACGAAGUACGAUCGGCGAGAAACAACUGAUAAAAUCCUGAUUUUUUUUAGUUUUUUGUUCUUUUUCGCCUGCGUUCUUUACGUCCUUAAAAAACGAGCCGGUAUUCCAUUCUCGUGGCUGUAUAUGUUUAUCUGAAGAAAAUUUUUCGAAGGACCGGCAGCUGAAAUUUUCACUGCCGCAAGGACAAGUCCUCCUUAGGCCUCGUCUCCAUCGGUCGAAUGAUAUAGUUAUGUAUUGUCCUGUUCAGCUGGGUGAUAAUGUGCCUAAUGAAGUAUUAUAUGAAUUGUGCUGCGAUGUAAAGUGAUGCUAGUUGCAUUUAUUUUACAUAAUGUAAGCCUGUCAUUUCGUGUGGUCAAGAAACCCCUUUCCUUUAGAGGUUAGGCAACUUUCAGGAGAAAAUAUAUGUGAAUUGAUUUGACGAAUUUGAAUAUGUAUUUGUCUGUACAACUGUUAUUAAAUGGAUCGGUGCUGUUAAUGUGACUUUAUCUGUUCAUCCCGACAAGAGAUGUUCUGAUAUACGGAGAAAAAACAUCCGCUUUUAGUUUGUAUAUAAUUGGAAAGACACCGUGGGAUAUGUGUACAUUUAAUGAUAAAAACAAGUGCAAUUUCAUAAAAGUCAAUGGACACGGAAGCGUGUAGCCCGAUGUUUCGAUGCACGUGUCUCUUCUUAAAACAUAUUUAAUAUAACAAAGGUUCGUACAUACGCUAAGUGUUAUAUCCAUUUGAAUCCAAUAUUAUAAAGUAAACUAAUUUACUGUUUGAUAAAAUCGA